This is a messenger RNA of Aricia agestis (brown argus), 2194 nucleotides long. RefSeq lists its product as uncharacterized. Lineage: Eukaryota; Metazoa; Arthropoda; Insecta; Lepidoptera; Lycaenidae. The record is from RefSeq and is a predicted model, not a curated record. Gene Ontology annotation, biological process: proteolysis. The transcript has 3 exons. Bases 212 to 2194 code for a protein of 660 amino acids. Gene Ontology annotation, molecular function: zinc ion binding; aspartic-type endopeptidase activity; nucleic acid binding.
UUUAACGUUAUUUACUAAUUUUACAAUUAUUUAAUGUUUCGAUAACAUGAUUUUCAAGAGUGACGUAAUUACUUGUGGUAGGGCAAACAAGUAGGGAUGAUGCUUAUAAAAAGACGUGUUCUGAGCUUGGAGCUCAUUCUACUGUGAAUUUGCGGUGAAUAAACAUUGUACACCAGACAUCCUAUUCAUAUUGAGGAAUUUUGGUAUUGCGAUGGAAGCAGAAAAUCGGACUGAAACGGAACCAAGUGAGCUGCCAUGUACUAUACCUGGACCAGAUACUGCAGAUGUAGAUGCUGAUCAUGGACCAAAUGCCUGUGUUAAUAUGGCAGCUUCACAGCAGCUGCAGUGCGGUAACGUACCUCCUGAGUUCUAUUUACAUAUGAUGACAAUGAUGCAAAAUAUGAGCGAACGCUUGACGAAACAGCGCGAAAAAGUAAAAAUUACCGAUGUGUUCUUGCCUUCAUAUGAUCCAGAUGGUAACGUUGGAGUGCGAGAAUGGUGUGACCAUAUCACUUCGGCUAAAAAUAACUAUGAGCUUAGUGAUUAUGAUAUUCGUAUGAAGGUGACUAGCUUAUUAAAGGGACGAGCUAAAAUGUGGGCUGAUAAUUGGCUCGUUACAACUUCUACAUGGGAUGAGUUGCGACAAAAUAUUAUUACUACAUUUGAACCCGAAAGUCGUUAUUCAAAGGACGUCUUACGAUUUAGGGAGCAUGAAUAUGACCACACUAAAGACAUUGCAGAGUUUUUAUCACGAUCUUGGAUUUUGUGGAGACGAGUAACGAAGGAUAAACUUAACGAUAAUGAUGCAGUAGAAGCAGUUAUUGGAACCAUUAGCGAUGAACGUCUUCGGAUUGAGCUUAUGAAUGCCAGAGCCACUUCAGUGCCUGAAUUAAUAUCUGUUGCCUCUUCUAUUCGUACAUCUAAGAGACCUAAUCACGCUAACGUGAACCAACCACUUGCUAAGCGUUUUAAAUACUCUUUAGAUAAUCGGAAUAUUUCUAAUUGUAACUUCUGUAAGAAGCCCGGGCAUUUUUCUCGCGAUUGUCGUGGUAAAAAUAACUCCACAAUACUUGACAAACAGCCUGUUCCAAAUAACCCUAGUUCUUCUGGAAUAUCACUCCAAAAACCUAAUACGUCUAAGAUCUGUUCUUUUUGUUCAAAGGCCGGUCAUACUUUUGAUACUUGUUACCGUCGGGAAAAACAAAUUACUUCAAAUGUAAAUUCAGUUGUAAUAAAUAAACCAAAAUUAAACACGAUGCGUAUGCGAGUAGGUGAUAUAGUUAUUGAUGCGGUAUUCGAUAGCGGUGCGGACUGCUCUGUUAUGUGCGAAUCUAUUGCAGACAGGCUACCUGGAAAGAGAGUUCAAGUAGUUAAUUAUUUACGAGGAAUAGGUCCUUUUCCUGUAGUUUCGACUAAUAAGCUAACUACUAUAUGCGUCAUUAAUGACAUUAAUGUAGAGAUAGAUUUUUAUAUUUUAUCUGACUACGAAAUGACUUCAGAUGUAUUAAUAGGUGCAAAUCUUUUAAACAGCACCGGGUUAUCUGUAAUCGUGACUGAAAAUAGUGCGUCUUUGUGCUUUCAGCCUCGUGUCAUGCACAUACAAUCGUCAACCGGACUAUUUGAUAACAUAAAUCAUGACUUAGUUAAUGAACUUGAGAUUAAUCAACUCCUUACCCUGCUAAAUAAGUACUCUUCCAUUUUUACGCGCGGCUUUCCUCAAUCUCGGGUCAAUACAGGUAAAUUAGAGAUUCGAUUGAAAAAUUCAAACAAGUUUGUUGAAAGAAGACCGUACAGAUUGAGCCCAGUCGAACGUGAAAAGGUUAAGGAGAUUGUUAAGGAAUUAAUAGAUAAUGAUAUUGUCCAAGAAAGUAAGUCCCCAUAUUCUAGUCCAAUUAUUUUAGUCAAGAAAAAGAACGGGGACGAUCGUAUGUGCGUAGAUUACAGAGAACUUAACUCGAACACUGUCCGGGAUCAUUAUCCUCUUCCUUUAAUAGCCGAUCAAAUUGACCAGUUGACUGGAGGCCAGUACUACACUUCCUUAGAUAUGGCCUCUGGCUUUCACCAGAUUCCUAUCGCUGAUGAGUCUAUUGAGAAAACCGCUUUUGUGACACCGGACGGUUUGUUCGAGUAUAAGACUAUGCCAUUUGGCUUGUGUAAUGCUGUAGUGCGGAUAAAGUUCAUAAUGAUAGCGUAG